This is a messenger RNA of Lucilia cuprina (Australian sheep blowfly), 2713 nucleotides long. It is a transcript of the gene Tmtc4, whose product is annotated as protein O-mannosyl-transferase TMTC4. Gene Ontology annotation, cellular component: endoplasmic reticulum. The record is from RefSeq and is a predicted model, not a curated record. Bases 351 to 2480 code for a protein of 709 amino acids. The transcript has 3 exons. Gene Ontology annotation, molecular function: mannosyltransferase activity; protein binding. Lineage: Eukaryota; Metazoa; Arthropoda; Insecta; Diptera; Calliphoridae. Gene Ontology annotation, biological process: endoplasmic reticulum unfolded protein response; protein O-linked glycosylation via mannose.
UACGUAUACAUACAUGCUUCUAUAUGCAUGUAUGUUGUUUGUGUGUAUGUCAAUCCAAAAUUACUUUGUUACCUAUAGGGUAUUAUAAUACCGAUUUGACGGAGUUUAAAUAAGUUUGUUUUGCAAAUUGUUUGUAUACAAUUGCAAAAAAAAGCCGGCAAAUACUUUUUCAUAGAUAAUAUUCCUUUUAUUCUACUUUCAUUUUAAUAAUAAACUUAUUAAAAAUUUUACACAUAAAGUUUAUUAACGAAAAUAAUGUUAAUUACAAAUAUUCAUUUCUGAAUUUGCAAAUUGGCUGUGAUAUUUAACUUAAAUAAUGUUUUAAGUGCAGUUCAUUAAAAAUAAAAAAUAUGAUGAAAUUUCUGAAAAUCAUUAAUAAUUACUACAACAAAUUAUUAAAUUCUACAAUUGCUUCAGUUUUACUUUUAUGUUCCUUGUGUUAUUUGAGCUACGGUCAUGCUUUACGUGGCACCUUCGUGUUUGAUGACACAGUUGCCAUUAAACGAAAUAAAGCCAUCAAUCAAUUGCCCACUAACUUAACAGCAAUGUUUACUAGUGACUUUUGGGGUUCAAGUAUUACAGAUGAUGAAUCUCAUAAAUCUUACCGACCUCUAACUUCGUUGAUGUUUCAUCUGGAGUGGGUAAAAUUGAAACUAGAUCCAUUUCAUAUGAAACUUAUAAAUCUACUAUUACACACCAUCAAUACAAUUUUAGUUUUAUUAGUAAUGAGAAAAAUAAAAUUUUCUACAUAUUCUUAUACAGUGGCUCUAUUGACAGCCAUUUUAUUUGCCGUGCAUCCGGUCCAUACGGAAGCAGUAUCGGGUAUAGUAUCUAGAGCUGAUUUGAUGUUUUGUUUAAUAUAUCUAACGACAUUACUUAUUUGUGUGGUAAUGUAUAACAAGAAAGCCAUCUGGUUACCAGGACUCGUAGUAAUCCUUACAUUAGUGGGGAUUUUAUUUAAAGAAUCAGCCAUAACUAUACCACUAUCCUGUGUACUUUUGGAUUAUACUCUACAGCGUGUCUAUACAUUAAAUUGGAAACAGCAAUUAAGGAAACUAUUAACAAAAACUAACAUAUUCUAUGCCUUAACAACAAUUUGCAUAAUCGCGUUACGACUCUGGAUAGCAGAUUUUAAAAGUCCUACAUUUCGUAAAGCUGAUAAUCCUGUGGCUCAUGCCGAUAGUUUUUUAACGCGGGUACUAUCACAAAAUUAUCUUUAUGUGUACAAUAUAAAAAUUCUUCUAAACCCAUACCACCUGUGUUUCGAUUGGGCCUUUGAUUGUUUAAAACUUGUAGAAAAUCUAACAGAUUUACGUGUAAUACCUAUACUCCUUUUAUAUCUGUGUAUUUCUGUCUGUCUUUAUAAAUAUCAAUAUAAUUUUGUGGCUGUUUUUGGCUUACUACUCAUCAUAAUACCAUUUUUACCCGCCUCGGGUGUCAUUAAAGUGGGCUUUGUUAUUGCUGAGCGCGUUUUAUAUGUUCCCUCUAUUGGUCACUGUUAUUUAGUAUCGUGUGGUUUUAUGUAUCUGCAGGAAAAAAUAAAAUAUCGUAAAAUAUUAUCAUUUGGUUUCACCGUAUUAGUGUUAAUAUUUAUUUUACGUUGUCGUCAACGUUCUACACAAUGGUUAACGGAAGAAAAAUUAUUCACCUCAGCAUUGGCUGUAUGUCCUAAUAAUGCCAAGGUUCAUUAUAACAUUGCUCGUCUAUCGGCCGAUAUGAAGAAUAAUGCCCAAGCUUUUGUACAUUACCACAAAGCCAUUGAACUAUAUCCCGCUUAUGAUUCUGCUCUUAUGAAUUUAGGUAAUCUUUAUCGUGAAACUGGCGAUUUAAGAAAAGCCGAAAUAUAUCUUCAAAAAUCUUUGGAAGUUACACCAGAUUUGCCUGCAGCUUGGAUGAACUUGGGUAUAGUACAAGCGGCUAGUAAAAAAUUUAAAGAAUCACUCAUCAGCUAUAAGAAGGCCUUAAAAUAUCGCAAAAACUAUCCAAACUGUUACUAUAAUAUGGGGAAUUUAUUUUUAGAACAAAACUUAUACACAGAAGCAUUAAAUCAUUGGCAAAGAGCAAUUUCCCUAAAUCCAAGUUUUCAAAAAGCCUGGACUAAUAUGUUAACAAUGUUGGAUGCAAAAAGUAUGUUUGAAGAUGCUUUACGUCUAUCCGAACAGGCUCUUAUACAUCUGCCCAAUGAAAGUUCAAUAUUAUUUUUACGUGCCAAUGUUUUUGGUAAACUUGGACGUUAUAUAGAGGCUGAACAAUUAUAUAAACGUAUUGUUGCCAAGGAACCAUUAAAUUAUAUGUAUCAUACUAAUUUAGCUGUACUCUAUCAUCGUUGGAAUAGAUUAAAUGAAGCUAUUGCUGCAUAUAGAAAGGCGUUAGAUGCUAAUCCACAAAAGGCGUUAACAGCUAGAGACAAUUUAGGUAAACUAAUAAAGAGAUUAGCAAAUGAAAAUGUACACAAAAAACAGACGGCUAGUAUAAGUUAAGAAAAUAUAAACAAGAUAUGUUUUCAUUUAAUAAACUCACCCAACUAAGUAAAUACUUACUAUUCAUAAUUUAAGGAAUUUUUUUUUAUCAAAAUGUCAUUAUUAUUUGUACACCUUUAUAUUCCAUAUGAUAUUGACCAUUAUUUGUCUUAUAUGAUACAUAUGUCGCAUAGCUUAAUGUUCUAACAAGUUUAUAAAUUAUCAUUUAAUAUGUCUAAAUAUUUACCAUUUAU